AUGUCUAGCGUGGUCAAUACCGAUCCGCGAAGACCGAAAAAACUUAAGAGGUUUGUUCCAUUAUCCUCCGACGCAACCCCACUGGAUCAAACAAUUGAUUAUCUGAAUUUUUUCGGUAUGAUUUUGAGCAUGUGUGGACUUCUGUUUGAGGUGAAACUGGCUGCUUGGACCGCUGUCAUAUGUGCGUUCGUGACCUAUGCUAAUUCCCGUGCUGGUGAGGACAAAAAACAACUGAUCAGUGGUUUUAUGUAA
Molecule: messenger RNA, 252 nt
Organism: Opisthorchis viverrini
Lineage: Eukaryota; Metazoa; Platyhelminthes; Trematoda; Opisthorchiida; Opisthorchiidae
Exons: 3
Coding region: 1-252 (83 amino acids)
Biological process (GO): protein insertion into ER membrane
Cellular component (GO): endoplasmic reticulum membrane
Molecular function (GO): protein folding chaperone
Source: RefSeq, a predicted model, not a curated record